GAUGGCGAUUCGUUUUUUCUCUCUCUUCUUGCUAUACAGAGCGGUUUUUGCGGUAUUGCUGCCGGUCUCCGAAAGCGAUGGACUCGUUCAAGCGACCGACGAUGUUCACGUUCAACUCCAGAAAUUGCGAGACGAUGUGAAAAUCCUGAAAGAGACUUACCAACAAGUGGUCGUCGACGUUGCGGCACACACACAGCACAAGGACGAAAUACGGAAACAUGAGAUGGAAAUUCAAGCCCUCAAACAAAUUGUUGCCAGAUUGGAAGAAAAGCUCCAAGUCCUGCAAGAAGAAAGAAGAGAACCUGUCAAACCAUCGGAACUUACGUCUUCUACGCCAGUGAUUGCCAGUUCGUGUGAAGAACUGAGACACUCCGAUGAAGCGCUUAAAUCUGGGAUGUACUGGAUCGAUCCCGACGGCCAUAGGACAGGAGAUACACCCGUUUAUGUCUGGUGUAACAUGACUACAGGGUCAACGUCGAUUCUGCAUGAUAGCGAGUCGUCCACCGAUGUUGGCCAAUGCUGGGAUGCAGGAUGCUACAGCCGGUUUAUCAACUACAACGCAUCCAUGAGGCAAAUCAUCUCCCUCAUUCAAUUAUCUUCCGUUUGCAGGCAAUCUAUCCAGUACGAUUGUAAAAUGGCUCCCAUGGAAUUCAAUGGUGAGCCGCAAAGUUGGUGGACUGAUCGAAAUGGAGUGAGACGAAACGACUUUACUGGUGGAAAUUCAGUUCAAUCCAAAUGUCAAUGUGCACUGGAAAAUUCAUGUCUUGAUCGUAAAUUGCAAUGCAAUUGCAAUGCCCUUUCGCCGAUUGAGACUUCAGACAAAGGUAUCAUCACGGACAAAUCCUCUCUUCCAGUUACGCGGUUGAAUUUCGGUCGGAUUUUAACUCAACCAUCUUCCGGCCGGCAUAGUCUGAGUCGUUUGGAAUGCUAUGGACGUCAGCCAGUACAAAUUUCUAAACCGUUGCCAAAUUCUUGCCAAGAUCUGCGCCGUAAUGGCCACUCCAUUUCUGGUUUUUACUCCGUCCAGCGAUCCGGAGUGAUGGAAACCAUUUUUUGCGAUAUGACUCAAACGCCAGGUGAAGGAAAGGUCUCCGUCUCUUCGUUUGUUUCUCCAGAACAACUUGAUUCACUUAUUCAGAGAUUAGACAAAGCCGACGAACGAAUACAAAGACAAGCAUUGAGAAUAAGAAACUCAGUGGGUCGGCUAAACGUCUUCCUAGUUAGGCAGAAUCGGACGAACAACUCGCAAAUGCGCAAACUAGAAUCAAUAGACGAGAAGCUUGCCAGCGAUUUGAAAGAGCUGUUCAACAGCCAACAAAGGCAGAACUAUGAGAUAGCCGAAUUGAGGAGACGAUGGGAUCGCCCUCAAGGAAAAUCAUUGACGAGGAUGCCUGCCAACUGUCACGAUUUAAAGGCAGUGGGUCACGGUCUAAGUGGAAUUUAUCCCGUCAAAGCCGAUGACCACAUUGAAAUGGUUUACUGCAACAUGACACUAUCCACACCUCGCGAGACGUGGAUUGGAAAGGCGGACGUCAUUUCUUCUCUUGUCCAUUUCUACGUUCUACGGAAAACACCAUUCUACUUGGAAGGAAGAGGCCAUAUGCAAUCGAUCUUACCUUUCGAGAUUACAAGAUCAAACCAAGGUGGUGGAAUGGACGCGAAGAAGGGCGUCUUCACUGUUCCAAAAUCUGGAACAUACGUCUUCAGAUUCUCUUUCGGUGCCCUCAAGCGCGAAAAGGCCCAGCACGUGUCUGUAACGUUGGUUCUCAAUGAUGUCGAAGAUGUGGCCAGUAUCUAUGGAAGUGAUCAUAAGGGCUUUUUCUCUCUUUCACUGCAAACGAUCCUGAACCUGAAGAAGAAAGACAAAAUUCAUUUAGUGCUGCAAUCAGCUUCAGGAGGAGGCAACUAUGAGGACAUAGAUAUGACAACUCAUUUCAGUGGUUUCCUGCUCGAUGAACAGAUGUUUUGAGGAUGGCAUCAUCAACAUUAUUCUCAAUUCACAUUAAGUAUUUUUUGUUUGCAUCUGUUUAAAACAUAUGUUACAUGCCAUAUAGCUUAUUAUUUUGAAAACACAUCGCCACUGAUGCACCAAUAUGAAUGUCCAUCAUUGAUCUUAUAAUAAAGGCAUUAUUGAGUACAACUGCAAAAAAGCA
Messenger RNA from Daphnia carinata, 2153 nucleotides. RefSeq lists its product as uncharacterized. The transcript is spliced from 8 exons. The record is from RefSeq and is a predicted model, not a curated record. Lineage: Eukaryota; Metazoa; Arthropoda; Branchiopoda; Diplostraca; Daphniidae. Gene Ontology annotation, molecular function: protein binding; extracellular matrix structural constituent. The coding region runs from base 2 to 1969 and encodes 655 amino acids.